This is a messenger RNA of Taeniopygia guttata (zebra finch), 5431 nucleotides long. It is a transcript of the gene TRIM24, whose product is annotated as tripartite motif containing 24. Gene Ontology annotation, molecular function: zinc ion binding; protein binding. The record is from RefSeq and is a predicted model, not a curated record. NCBI's taxonomy places the organism in Eukaryota, Metazoa, Chordata, Aves, Passeriformes, Estrildidae. Gene Ontology annotation, cellular component: chromatin.
CGCGGGCGGGAAGCGGCGGGGCUGCUCCGCCUCCCUUCGGCUCUCCGGCGGCGGUCGGCGCAGGACAAUGGAAGAGGCGGCAGCGGCGUUAGCAGCUGCGGCGACGGCGGCGGCGGGGGGCCCGUGCCCGGCGGACCGACCGGGGGCAGCGGCGGCGCUGAGCGGGGAGAACGAAGCCGAGAGCCGGCAGGGCCCGGCGGAGCGCGGCGGGGACGCGGCCCCGCUCAACCUGUUGGACACUUGCGGCGUGUGCGGGCAGCCCAUCCAGAGCCGGCAGCCGAAGCUGCUGCCGUGCCUGCACUCGGUGUGCCAGCGCUGCCUGCCGCCGCCGGACCGGUACCUGAUGCUGCCCCCCGUCCUGACCCCCGCGGCUGCCGCCGCCCUCAAGGAGCCGCCGCCGGCGGCGCCUCCCUCCUCGCCCGUCUCUUCGCAAGCCUCAGCGAUGCACUGCACGCCCAUCAGUGUUAUCCGCUGUCCAAUUUGUGGUCAGGACUGUGCAGAGAGACACAUCAUAGAUAACUUUUUUGUGAAGGAUACCACAGAGGUUCCCAGUAGCACAGUAGAGAAAUCAAAUCAGGUCUGCACAAGCUGUGAAGACAAUGCAGAAGCUCAUGGGUUUUGUGUGGAAUGUGUAGAAUGGUUGUGUAAGACCUGCAUCAGGGCUCACCAGAGGGUUAAAUUCACAAAAGAUCAUACUGUGAGGCAGAAAGAGGAAGUAUCUCCAGAGGCAGUUGGUGUGACCAGUCAGCGACCAGUGUUCUGCCCUUACCACAAAAAGGAGCAGCUGAAGCUGUACUGUGAGACCUGUGACAAGCUGACCUGCCGAGACUGUCAGCUACUAGAGCACAAAGAGCACAGGUACCAGUUUAUAGAAGAAGCUUUUCAGAACCAGAAAGUUAUCAUUGAGACACUAAUCACCAAAUUGAUGGAGAAGACUAAGUACAUAAAAUAUACAGGGAAACAGAUCCAUAACAGAAUUCUUGAAGUGAAUCAGAAUCAAAAGCAGGUGGAACAGGAUAUUAAAGUUGCCAUAUUUACACUGAUGGUAGAAAUAAAUAAAAAGGGAAAAGCUCUGCUGCAUCAGUUGGAGACUCUGGCAAAAGAGCAUAGGAUGAAACUUCUGCAGCAACAACAGGAAGUGGCAGGUCUCUCUAAACAGCUGGAACAUGUCAUGAAUUUUUCCAAAUGGGCAGUUUCCAGUGGGAGCAGCACAGCACUGCUGUACAGUAAACGUUUGAUUACAUAUCGACUACGGUAUCUCCUCCGAGCCAGGUGUGAUCCUUCCCCAGUGACUAACAACACCAUCCAGUUCCACUGUGAUCCUAGCUUCUGGGCUCAGAAUAUUUUCAAUCUAGGUUCUUUGGUAAUUGAAGAUAAGGAAACUCCACCACAUAUGCCCAAGAGCCCUGUGAUGGAAGCAAACUUACAGCCAGCAGGCAGCUUACCUCCCAACCAGCUCUCCAAGUUCCCCACGCAGAUCAGCUUAGCUCAGCUCCGCCUCCAGCACAUGCAGCAGCAGGUCCUGGCUCAGAGGCAGCAAGCUCAGCGCAGAGCAGGACCAGUAGUUCUUCCAAGCCCAAGAAUGCCAGGAGCCAUGCAACAACCUCCUGCUUCUCAUCAGGCACCUCCGCGCUUGAUUCAUUUUCAGAAUCAUAAUCCCAAGCCCAAUGGUUCAGCUCUUCCUGCACAACAGAUGAGAUAUCCCCAAAAUCAGAACCUACCAAGGCCAGCAGUGAAGCCCAACCCAUUGCAAAUGGCAUUCUUGGCACAGCAAGCUAUAAAACAGUGGCAGAUCAGUAGUGGACAAGCUUCAUCCACCCCUUCAACUGCAAGCAGCACAACAUCGACUCCAUCCAGCCCCACAGUCACCAGUGCUGCUGGGUGUGAUGGGAAGAAUUACGGUCCCCCUGUGAUAGAUUUGAGUUCCCCAGUGGGUAGCUCCUACUGUCUGCCAUCUCUCCCUGAUAUUGAUUGUUCAGGAAACAUCACACUGGAUAGUGCUGUAAGGAAGGAUGGCACUGCAGAGCAGAAUCAGCCAAAACCCCCUUCAAACAGGACUGUGCAGUCACCAAAUUCCUCAGUACCAUCACCAGGCCUCUCAGGAGGAAUCAGUGUGACAAACGUACACCCUCCAAUUCGCUCACCCAGUGCCUCCAGUGUUGGGAGCAGAGAGAGUUCUGGCUCCUCCAGCAGGCCACCAGGAGCUGACUCUACACACAAAGUCCCUGUUGUUAUGUUGGAGCCGAUCAGAAUUAAACAGGAGACAAGUGCAUCAAACGAGAACUUUGAUUUCCCAAUUGUUGUUGUGAAGGAAGAGAUGGAGGAGAAACCCCGGCCUCAGAAUUCCAUACUUACUUCCUUGCUGCUGGAUACCAGUCACAAUUCCACUUCUGAGGAAGCUAUGCUAAGAACAGAUGCACCAGACAGCACAGAUGACCAGCCAGGGGCAUUGCAGGAGAGCACAUUCCCUGGGCAAACAGGAUGGAUGGGAUCCUCCCACACUGGCGAGGGCAGAAAAGAGGAUGAUCCCAAUGAAGAUUGGUGUGCUGUGUGUCAAAACGGAGGGAAGCUCCUUUGCUGUGAGAAGUGUCCCAAAGUAUUCCAUCUUUCUUGUCAUGUCCCUACGCUGAUGAGCUUUCCAAGUGGAGAGUGGAUUUGUACAUUCUGUCGAGAUCUGUCCAAGCCAGAAGUUGAAUAUGACUGUGAUAGACCCACUCACAGCUCUGAAAAAAGAAAAUUGGAAGACACCGUGGGUUUGGCACCCAUAGACCGCAGGAAGUGUGAAAGACUGCUGCUAUACCUCUACUGUCAUGAAAUGAGUCCUGCCUUUCAGGAUCCAGUUCCUCCCACAGUCCCUGAUUACUACAAAAUAAUCAAGAAGCCCAUGGACUUGUCAACCAUCAAGAAAAGACUUGAAGUGACCAAUUCAUUCUACACAAAGCCAGAAGAUUUUGUGGCUGAUUUCAGACUGAUUUUCCACAACUGUGCUGAAUUUAAUGAGCCCAACUCAGAAGUGGCUGAUGCUGGCAUGAAACUCGAAGCCUACUUUGAAGAUCUUCUAAGGAACCUUUAUCCUGACAGGAAGUUCCCUGUACAGCCAAACAACCAGAGUGAAAAAGAUAAUCCAGAACUUACCGAUGACUCGGACGAUGACUUUGUACAGCCCCGGAAAAAACGCCUCAAAGGAGAAGACCGUCAGUUGCUUAAAUGAGCCACAUGUGUUACUACAGAAAAUUUUUUAAAAACAGAAUAUUUAUCACAGGUAUCGCUGUUUGGACUUGUAGGUUUGUGACCAUUUACUAGACUUUCUACCCCGUCUGAAACACAAAUCUAACGGAGAUCAAGGCAUGUGAAGAGCUUCUCUGAAGUUCAAACCUUUCAUCUCUUUUCUGGAGCACCUCAGAAAUUGCCGUUUGCGUGGGGUGACAGCUGUUUAACUUUGCUUUGAAGAAGUUUGUACAGAAUUGAACUUCAAAACACGACAUGAGUUCAACAUGUGGCUUUCUGAGUUUAAAGGAAAUGUAAUCUCACCAGACUUAAUUUUACCAAAGGCAUGUGGCUGGCCAUAAUUCGACCUCUCUGUACUGUAUUUAAUACAAGCCAUGAAAAAAGAUGGUGUAAUGCUAUUGUCCUGCAGUUCUGGUUGGUAUAAUGAGAGUGUAGUUGCCCUUAAAGAAGUAAAUGAUAAAUUUUAAAAGUAAGGGAGAGGAUAUUAAAAAUAACUUAAAAAAAAAAGAAGAAGAAUUUGUGUGAGUUUCUAGUGAAGGAAGGACAGAAUGUUUUGGUUUGCACCAUUUUUCUCACCACCAGCAGGAAACAAUGGUAUUUCUAUGCUAUUUUGUUCAACAGGUGAUUUAAGUGUGAUGUACCUCUGUUUAAUGAAGUUGGUGGGAAAGUCUUAAGUAGAAAAACGUUUGUUUACAAAACCAGUCAUUUUUGUGAAUUUUUAAAGAGGGGGAAAAAAGCAUCUUGGCUGCAGUCUCUCGUUCUUUUCCCACGCUUCUAAUGUCGGAGCACAAACAGUAUUCCCUUGGGUGUACACAGGUUUGAAGAGAAGGAUACUGCUCUUCAGCUCUCCCAUCUGUCCCUGACCACCAGAAAAUUGAGGAUGAAUUACCUUAUUUUAUUCCAUCUACUUUCCAGGAGCUCUGACAACAACCUUGGGAUUGUUUCUGCCCUUGGAGCACACCUCCAGUGGGACCCACCUGUGAAAGUUUUCCAUCAGUUCUGUGGUUCCAGCUGGCUCCCUGAAACACUCCAAACUUCAUCCAAACAAAACCUCACCUGACUCUAACCUUUUAUUUACAGGCCUCCCUGAGGGCAUUGCUUGGGGUUUCAUUUCUGGGGGGAAGAUCCCCCUGGCUUUAACGCUGCUGAGGGAUGAUGGCCCCAGGCUGGGAGGGAAGGGGUUUGGGGGGCUGGGACACACCUGGGGGUGUGCAGGAGCUCCGGGAGGUCGGCACCGGGAAUUGCUGCCUGAGCCCCUCCUCAAACGCACCGCGCUGACAUUCCCAGGUAAGGCCAGAUGUUCCAGCUGUUCCUCGGUAAUUCUGGGCUGCGGGCGGGGCCUGUCCGGGCUGAAGCAGCUCCGGAGCCUGUCAGAGCAGCCCCUGGCCGAGGAGCCACGGGCAGCCCUCGAUCCACGUCCAUCCCAGCGCUGCCCAUCCCCGGGAUGCGGGUGUGGCGGGACACUGAGGCACAGCUCCUCCCCUGCAAACACCGAGGGCAGGAGGUGCUGGGUCCCUUCCUGGGCUCCCGGCCUCCUCCUGCCCCGCAUUCCCAGCCAGCUGGGACCACUGAGGAAACACCAAGGAACAUUCCCACCUGGGAGUGGGAGUCACCAAGGGCUCCGUGCAGCUCCGGGCCAGGAAAGUGGCCCCAGCCCCAGCACCUGCAGGGAUUUUGGGCUGUGAACACUCACCUGCAGGAAACGCCCCUCUGCAGGUGGGACCAGCCCUGACACUCUCCUGAAGAACUCUGGCCACGGACCAAGUGAACCCUCAGGGCUUGUCCUGCUCAUUUCUCCUUGGAAAGGGACAUGGAAUGAGCACCUUUACAGCUGUUGGGUAAAUCCUGGAAAGGGCAGGAAACCAAGGUUAUUGAAGAGUCUGGUGCUGUCCUGUGAGACACCAGCCAGUCCUGCUCUAGAGCCAGUCUAGGGGCUGGUGUGCAGAGCAGGACUAGCAGGAAGGAAGGAGCCACAUUGACACAGGCAUUCCCUUGCUGGCAGCAGCCACCCCAUCCCAGGCAGGACCUUCCUCAUGAGCCUGAGGUUGCUCAGGUGCUUGGAGCAGGGUGCUGACAAGGCCAAGAUGCUGAAUUCAGUCCCCACGUGGGCCAAUCGCUCAUCACCGUUUGACUCGAUGAUCCUCGUGGCCCUUCCCAAAUCGGAACCUCCUGUGCUCUGAAAAUAAAGAACAAACACCUCUCA